AUGAAUAGCCCUAAUUAAGCACUUCUUGAAGAGCCAUAUUUAUUAGUAAAAGUAGUGAGCGGCUUUAAUUUAUUAAAAGGUAUUAGAGAAAAAAGAGAUACAGAGGAGUAUAAAUCAAAAGACUCAUUAUUUAGCUAAAAUUUUCGACACUAAGAUACCAACUAACUUAAUUUUUAAGACAAAAAUUAUUUAUUUGAAAAUAAUGAAUUAUAAAAACAAGACAGCUUGCAUUCAAAUAGCUUUUUGAAAUAAAGAAAUAACUAAAAUCAGCAAAGUCCAUUUAGUAUAUUUGUAUCAGUUCACACUUCUACAAAUUUACUUUUUGAGACAAAACCUUAAAAAACAUAUGAUGGAGCUGUUAGAUUUUAAGAUAGGGAAACCUAAUAAUUUACAGAGGAAAGCCAAGUAAUAAGUAAAGAAAAAACCUAAUCAUUAAAUGAUUUGAGCGAGAGUGGCAGAUUUAUUCUGCAUAAAAGGUGGAAAAGUAGCUAACCACCAAAAGAAUAACAAUCUGAAAAAAAAAUAUUUUUGAAAGAUUUAUCAAAGUAUAUUAUAGUAGAUGUCAUGGAUAGCGAUUGCUAUAUGGAGAAAACUUUGAUGAAUACUUAAGUAAUUCCUGUUGAAUUUUUUUUAGUGCCUACUAAUUCAGGUAAAAAGUGGAAUAUAUGGCUUAAAAUGAAUAAAAUAACUGAAGAUUCUAACAAUUUUUAAGAACAAGAAACUUUAAAAAGCAAAAAUUAAGAGGUCGAAAAAGAGACAAACUUUUUUAAAACUCGUUCUUAAACAAUUUAUUAUCCUAGUAUUAUCUAAGAAACCUAAAUAAGUGAUAAAUACUCAGUAAAUAGAAAAAAUAAUCCUGAUGAUCAAAUUUCAAAGCUAACAGGGAUAAAUUCAUCAAAUUUCGAAGAUUACUUUGUAUAAAUUGAAAAACCUAUUCCAUUCUAUAUUUCCGAUAAUAAUAUUCUCAGUAUAAUGAACUAAAAAUAAAUUACUGACGGAAUUAGUUAAACAGAAACAAAAUACUAGAGAGAAAAUCUCUCUCCGUAAAGCUAAACUAGAAAUGUGUCAUUAAAUUAGCAAAAUGAUUUUAAAUAAAGUAAAAAUCUAAAUGAUAAAGUUAACUAAGGAAGCUAAAAUGACUCUUGUAAAGUUGACUAGCUUUUAGAUAAAAACUUUUCAUGGCUUUAGCUCGAAAUCGUUACUAUGGAUAUUGGAUCCCUUCUUAAAUUAACUGCUUUGAUCAUUUCAAUUGAAGAAGUUGAUAGAGCAGGAAAACCAAAUAUAUUUGUUUAUAAUAUUGCUGUAACUAGAAAUGAUGGACUAACCUAUUUAGUUAAAAGAAGAUACAAGUAAUUUAGAGAACUAAAAAAUUAGCUUCAAAAAAAUAUUAAAAAAGUUGAAUUUGUAAGCUUUCCUUCAAGGUCAAUCUCAAAAAUAACUUCUUUGUUCUCUAAACAGUCUUAUCUCGAUUAUUUUUAGCAAGCUCAAUAAAGAUUAGAAAAGCUAUAGCUAUUUUUAAAUUUUAUAAAUGAUUUAGAUGAGGUUUAUAAAGAAGAGUCGUUUAUUUAAUUCUAUACCUUAGGAGGAUAGCUAGAUCUUGAUGUGACUUAGCUAGCAAAAUGA
Messenger RNA from Tetrahymena thermophila SB210, 1623 nucleotides. Its product is annotated as PX domain protein. Gene Ontology annotation, molecular function: phosphatidylinositol binding. Lineage: Eukaryota; Ciliophora; Oligohymenophorea; Hymenostomatida; Tetrahymenidae. The record is from RefSeq and is a predicted model, not a curated record. The transcript has a single exon.